Molecule: messenger RNA, 4959 nt
Organism: Gallus gallus (chicken)
Lineage: Eukaryota; Metazoa; Chordata; Aves; Galliformes; Phasianidae
Gene: GABRR2
Product: gamma-aminobutyric acid type A receptor rho2 subunit
Exons: 9
Coding region: 970-2163 (397 amino acids)
Biological process (GO): signal transduction; chemical synaptic transmission; monoatomic ion transmembrane transport
Cellular component (GO): GABA-A receptor complex; synapse; neuron projection
Molecular function (GO): GABA-A receptor activity; extracellular ligand-gated monoatomic ion channel activity; neurotransmitter receptor activity
Source: RefSeq, a predicted model, not a curated record
GCUAGAUUUUCAUCCCGCUUCUAGGCAAGAACUUAUCAAGCUACCUACAGCUCUCCUAAAUUUUGUGAAGUACGGUAUGUGGCAGUGGUUUGAAACAUUCAUGUAACGAUAACCUCUGAAAGAAAUAAAGCCCGUUCUAUGUCUAUGGGGGCCAUUGGCAUCUGAUUAUUUUUAGACAGCAGAACAAAUCUUUAUAGCAUUGUUGAUGCUCUUGCUUGCAGAACAGAGAUGAAAGGAGACUACAUACUUGAUUAAACAGAUCACAUUCCGCUGCAGAAGAGUUUGGUGUCCUCUACGAAGUGAUGUGUUUAUGUAUUUUUUCCUCUCUGUAUAUUUAUUCUGUUAGAAGUGUUGACAAUAAUUUGCAGGUCCCGUAGUCUCUAAAAGUGAUAUUCCUGGUUGGUGUGGUGUUUGGAUACCUGCUCUGUAUUGCAGGCUGUACUCACAGGAGAGCAGUGAGACGUCUGACCCUCAGGAGUGCGGUGUUGGUUUCUGGCCUUCCUGCUUUGCUCUCAGUGUAUGUUUCUGUUUCUAGAGCCACGCUGCUGUGCCAGCACGCUUGUUGUUGUUUAGCAAAAUAAACAGGGAUGUUUAUUCACUGGCACAUAAACCAACUAGCUAUUGAUUUAUGUGCCAAGCCUGCCGUGCAUGCAGAUAACUGGGGGGUGGGGGAGGGGGAAGGGAGCUGUGUUUUUAAUUUUUAUCUGAAAUUUAACAGUAAAGAAAACGAUUUUCUGUGGAAAUAGCUUAUCUUUUCUCUUCAACAGCACGGAGAGCCUGAACCUGGGGGGGAAAUCAGCCAUCAAAGUGCGUGCACUGUUGUGAAAUGUCCUUAGCAGAACGUGGCAGCGGAGGCAGUGCCCGGUUGGAAAAGACACCUUUCACAUCUACAAGAAGAAUCACGAUGUGACCAAAACUCGGAAGGGAAAGACAGAGCAGCUUCUCAGAGUCGAUGACCAUGACUUCACCAUGAGGCCAGCUUUUGGAGGCCCUGCAAUUCCUGUUGGGGUGGAUGUGCAAGUUGAAAGCUUGGACAGUAUUUCUGAGGUUGACAUGGAUUUCACCAUGACUCUGUACUUGAGGCACUACUGGAAGGAUGAGCGUCUCUCGUUUCCCAGCACCACCAACAACAGCAUGACCUUUGAUGGCAGGCUGGUGAAGAAGAUCUGGGUCCCAGAUGUCUUUUUCGUGCACUCCAAAAGGUCCUUCAUUCAUGACACAACCACAGACAACAUCAUGCUGCGAGUGUUCCCUGAUGGUCAUGUCCUCUACAGCAUGAGGAUCACAGUGACAGCCAUGUGCAACAUGGACUUCAGCCGCUUCCCCCUGGACUCUCAGACGUGUUCUCUGGAGCUGGAAAGCUAUGCUUACACUGAUGAAGAUCUGAUGCUGUAUUGGAAAAAUGGGAAUGAAUCUCUGAAAACGGAUGAGAAAAUUUCUUUGUCUCAAUUCUUGAUACAGAAAUUCCACACUACAUCAAGACUGGCUUUCUACAGUAGUACAGGUUGGUACAAUCGUCUCUACAUAAGCUUCACUUUACGCCGACACAUCUUCUUCUUCCUGCUCCAAACCUACUUCCCUGCCACUCUGAUGGUCAUGUUGUCCUGGGUGUCUUUCUGGAUCGAUCGCAGGGCAGUUCCUGCCAGAGUCUCUUUGGGGAUCACCACCGUGCUGACCAUGUCUACAAUCAUCACUGGGGUGAACGCCUCCAUGCCCCGCGUUUCCUACAUCAAAGCAGUGGACAUUUACCUGUGGGUCAGUUUUGUGUUCGUCUUCCUCUCGGUGCUGGAAUACGCGGCAGUGAAUUACCUGACCACAGUGCAAGAGAGGAAGGAGAGGAAACUUCGGGAAAAGUUUCCUUGCACAUGUGGGAUACCUCAUUCAAAAACUAUGAUGCUGGAUGGAAACUACAGUGAAUCAGAUGCCAACAGCCUGGCAGGUUACCCAAGAAGCCAGAUGGUCCCAGAAGAAGAAAAACAAGAAAAGAUGGUUGUGCACUUAGCCAUGAGCAAUGCCUCUAACUCAUCAAGGAAGAGAGGCCUGAAAGGCCACGUGGGCUUGCGCAUCAUCCAGAACACUCAUGCAAUUGAUAAAUACUCCAGAUUAAUAUUUCCAGGCACUUACAUAUUUUUUAAUUUGAUAUAUUGGUCUGUCUUUAGCUAGGCAUGCUGGCACAGCAGUGACUGAAGCAAAAGAGAGUUACAAAACUUUCUUUGUUAGUACUUCUUAAAGCCCAGUUCGGGUGCAAAUGCAGAAAACUGAUAAUUUUACUAGAAAACUGAUCAUUUUACUGCUGCUUUGGAGAAUGAAGAGGAGGACACUUCCAACCAUGGGCAGCUCCAUGCACAGGCAUCAUGGAGGAGCUUAUUCUGCUCGCUGCUCUCUAACCCACACUCCAGCUCUCCUUGGCUUUGUGGUACACACAGUUUCUCAUACUUGAAAAUUUGUGCUCUCUGUUUGCCCAGAAGGUGCUGUACGUGUGUCUGGGGCUUGCAACAUUGCAGGUGAAGUGGACUACCACAGACACAGACUGUCCUGGGGGAUUAGACACAUGAAAGGGUGUGCAUUAUAUUUCUUUCCAUUGACUUAUGAACAAGACAGCCUUUUAGGGUCCAACUCGCAUUCUCUAUGGACAGGGCCUACAUUAAUACCAGAAGGAACACUGGCUGACCAAAGUGCUGGUGGUAUGUUUGAGUGGGUGGUCUUUUUAUUUUGAGAUGUGAAGUAAAGAGCAGUGAUAAAGCAGAGUGAAGAAGCCCACAAACUCAUAGAAGAUGUCUCCCAGGGUGCAUGGGUUAUUAAAACGGGGAGCUUUAGGGCUUAAAUGUGCUUCCAUAUAACAUAAGUGCAACAUGUUAUUUGCAGUUGCUGCCUUCUCUAAAAUGAGUUGUGAAACUUGUGCGUAGCAUGCAUGGUCACCACAUGGGAAUGAGCAGCAUCUCUGAGACCCAUCACCUUCUCCAGAAGCAAAAAAGUGUCAAGGGCAGUGCUAGUAGUGUUCAAAGAUCUUCCUCAUCCCUGUGAGGAAAGCACAGCUCACAGAGAAACUGUAUAUUCCAACAUGCUUCUUUCUCCAAAUCAACACAUUGCCCUUUUGUUUAGAGCUUUUGGAUUGAGGGGGAGAGAUGCCUGCCAGAAUAUCCUUCUGCAGAAGCAUAGGCAUGCCAGAGACUGAGGCAGCCAAGAAUAAUACUGUGGGAUUCAAUGAAACCCUCUCUGGCCUCUGGCUCCAAGGUCAAUGUAAGCCCUUUGAAGCAGCUGGAGAGCAUUGUAACAAGCCUUGGUACUUGGCUUUUCAUUUUUCACGCCAUUAUGUCAGCUGAAAAUGCUGAGAACAAAACCCAAGUCUAUCUACAUGAUAGCAACUAGACAACGUUGGCCAGGUUUGCACACCUUUUGUUUCUGAAGAGCAUCAAGGCUUUCUGGCUGUGGAAGAGAGUAUGCUCAUCAAAAUGUUUGCUGUCAAGCUGAAAUGCAGCAGAAUGGACAGACACUGAAGCAUAAAGACCCACGACUGAAGCUUGACACUGAUUCAAUGAUAACAUUCAAUUAUACAUGUGACUGGGGUUGAGACAUGAAAACUCAACUAAAUCACAUUAAUGUAGGGAAAAAACAAACACCUGAGAUCUCAAGGGAUAUAGAAGCAGGCUGGGAAUUGCCACCUCUAGACUGUCAGCAACACUCAGAAUUUUCUUUGUGCCUCAGAUAUUGCUGCCUAAGUCACACCAGUGGUCACACUUAUUUACUGGAAACAGAAGAGAACAGACCAACUAAAACGAGGAACUACAUUUCCCUGUUCAUCAGCCACAGUAAUAACUGGAUUUAACGGAGUUCUGCAUGGAUGUAAAAGUAGGAAAGUACAGCCCUGAAAUCACUGGAGAGAAGGGGAGCUAUGGGAGGGCAGCAUCUGAGAGGAAGGCUCAUCCUGCAUCCCAGCCUGACAUUUCUCCCCUGAGCCAUUGGAUUCAUACAUUUACCACUCAUCACCCUUGAAGCUGAAACCUGGAUAGUUUUUGCAUCAGCAGGCGAAGAUAACUGUAUUAUAGAGACAAAAAUCACUAAAGAGAAAGCCCUCUCAACUUUUGAGAAGCUAAAGCCUGGAUGAAAUAGGAUGGACCUUUUCAGUAUUAGCAGCUUCAAGCAUGAGACAGCAAGCAGCACAGCGCUGAGGCGAUCAAGGGGAGCUGGCAGAAACCUUUGCUGUGGGAUGAAUGCUGCAGAAGCCAGUAGGGCUGCACUGCUGGGAACUGGGACUGGUGCUGCUAUCUUCCUACAUAAUGCAUACACAUGGGUUCAGCCUCCUAGUGCCUCUGCUUCUGUCAGGAAAAUGGGAAGCAAUGACAUCUACCUACCUCAGGAGGUGAUGAGGGGUUUAAGUGACUUAGGGAACGCAUGUACAGAGCAGUUAUGAUUUUUGAACAGGACUACCUUACUGUUAUUGUGUAUGUUGGUGUACAUGACUGAUAGAGUGGUGUGUACUGGAGCAUUCAUACCCAUUUCUACAGCAUGUAUCAUCAUCGAGGGUAUAUUUCCACUAAUGAAAAAGAAAAUCUCUGUCUUGAGCACCACUUACAACUACUACUCAUUAAACAACAGAUGAAAAACGUAGAUGUGAAUAAAACCAAGACAACCACCUCUGCCAGGUUAUGAAUUUUGUUUUUCUGAUUGUUAGGAGGAGCCUGCCUAGACAUGAAGCUAGAGUAAAUAUAUGAUACCGAGAAGUAAUUUCAACUCUCAUUUCUCCUGAGUUACAAGAGACUUCACGAGCACUAACUUGCAGCCACAAGAUCCAACCAGUGUUUUGGAAAAUAGUGCCUGAAGAAGCUGGGCUCUAACAACUGCAUGAUGGACACAGCCCAGUUCUGUAAAGCACUGAGCAUCUGGACAAUUAACCUACCAAAGGACAGGUUGUCCAGAAGUGCAUAAGGGAUUUGGGGAAAUAAAGCCUACUAAUGAGUA